Molecule: messenger RNA, 1005 nt
Organism: Colletotrichum orchidophilum
Lineage: Eukaryota; Fungi; Ascomycota; Sordariomycetes; Glomerellales; Glomerellaceae
Product: fructose-1-6-bisphosphatase
Exons: 1
Coding region: 1-1005 (334 amino acids)
Biological process (GO): fructose metabolic process; fructose 1,6-bisphosphate metabolic process; sucrose biosynthetic process
Cellular component (GO): cytoplasm
Molecular function (GO): fructose 1,6-bisphosphate 1-phosphatase activity
Source: RefSeq, a predicted model, not a curated record
AUGUCGGCAUCACCAGCUCUCAUCCAGCUCUUGAAGCAAGUCAUUCCCCAGGAAGACCGAUCGUCCCUUCGUAGCGAUGUCAUCCCCGCAAUCCUGGACGCCAUUUCCGGCAUCGCCAAGACGUUGCACGCAUCCCAGCACGUCUCGCUCGCCGGCACAGCGAAUGCCUUUGGUGACGACCAGCUCAACGUCGACGUUCUCUCCGAAAACGUGAUGCGCGAAGCGAUUGCGAAAUGCCCGUCGAUUCACACCGCGAGCAGCGAGGAGGACCCGGUCGAGAAGCCGGCGAGGCCACAGGCGAGUACCGGGAUAAACGAGACCCCUGCCACGUCGGAGGAGUACACCGUUGCAUUCGAUCCCCUCGACGGCAGCUCCAUCAUCGCGCCCAACUGGACAGUCGGAACGAUCGUCGGCAUCUGGGAUGGCCGGACCGCGGUGGGCCAGUUGCCGGCCAAAAGGCAAAUCGCGGCUAUCAUGGGUGUCAUCGGACCCCGGACCACCGCCAUCGUGGCCGUGCGGAUCCCCGGCGCCGACUCCGCUUGCUUCGAGAUCGGGUACGGCCCGAACGGCGUCACGGAUUGCGAGAUCAUCCGUCCGGUGGUGAAAUUGGCCGACGGACCUUUCAAGACGCGGUACUUUGCGCCCGCGAACCUCCGGCACGCGGCGGAUGACGAGAGGUACAGCGCUCUCAUUACGCGGUUUAUCAAGGAGAAGUACACGCUGCGGUACUGCGGCGGCCUUGUCCCUGACAUUGUGCAUGCCCUUGUCAAGGGCCAUGGCGUCUACGUUAUGCCUGUUACACCAGGCGUCCUGCCCAAGCUUAGGUUCCUGUACGAGCUGUACCCGAUUGCUCUGAUCGUGGAGUGCGCGGGUGGUCGGGCUAUUGACCCCACGGACGGCAGGCCGCUCCUUGAGAAGAUUGCGAAGGAUUGUGAUGGGAGAGCAGGUCUGAUUUGCGGCACGGCGGAGGAGGUGAAUAUUGUAAAGGAGAUUCUUCUUGGAUGA